AUGGCGAAAGCGAAAGCUCAACCGCCAGCCCGACAAUCAGUCUUGGACGGCGACGGCUGGCUCUUCGAGGUCCUGUCGCUCAUCGCCGCCGCAGGUUUCCUCGGGGCUAUGGGGGGACUGAUUGUCCGCUACGACGGCCAGAACGCGAGCGACUGGCCAUACGCCGUCACGCUCAACGCCUUUGUCGCUGUCCUGUCUUUGGCCGCCAAGGCAUGCGUCAUGUUCGCCGUCUGCGCGAGCCUGAGCCAGUGGAAGUGGAUCCUGUACGCCGGAGCCGGCCACAUCUUGAUCGACUUUGAACGCAUCGACUCUGCCAGUCGCGGACCGCUCGGGAGUGCCGCUCUACUUGUGACGACCUGGAAGGGCGGUCUUGUUGUUCGCCUGGGGGCUAUCGUGACACUCUUGGCUUUGGCGUUGGACCCCUUUACGCAGCAAAUAAUCCAACUUCGCCAGGACUUGGUUUUCACACCGGCCGAACCAUACGCCCAGAACACACGGAUCGGCGCUUCCGCAUACUACUGGGACGGCAAUGUUAUCAAGGACAACUCAACGCCGCUGACAAACGGAACCGAUGGAAGCCUCAACACCUACGAAACCUCGACCCCGCCUUACAUGCAAGCCGCGGUGCUCGACGGGCUGUCCAGGUCGAUGAGCCAGCUCCAGGCUCAGACCCCGUACUCAUGCCCGACGGCUGACUGCCGCUGGCCGGUGUUCAACUCGCUGGCCGUGUGCAGUCGUUGCAGCAACACCACGUCGCAGAUUUCUCGGAUCCCCGGCAACUCUAUUGAUCUAUACAGGGCAUUCGCCGCCCAGUACGAUGGCCGAGGGAUGCUAGGUAAUAACGCCACCGCGUUCCGUCUUCCAACGGGCCAAUUCAUCGCAAAUAUGGAUGGCUAUAUGGAGGACACCACAGGAUCCAACGGUGCUCCACCCUGUCUGAUGAGCGCUUCUGGAACCGGUAUAGCGAGCAAGACACUAUCUUUGCAAGAGAGUAAUACCCUCAUCUGGUCGACGAAUAUCCUGGCGAUAGCCCCGCCCCAUAACGACGAGUUGAACAUGACCACACCUGUUGGAGGGAAGUGGCCAGACAUGCCUCUUGUAUCAAAUGAAUGCGGCCUCUAUUGGUGUGUCAACCAAUACGAGUCCGCGGUUAGCAACAAUACCCUAUCAGAACGCGUCACUGAGCAGGAGACGACACUCGACAUGCCCAAAGACGGCUUCGCUUGGCCUUUUGACGGACUCCAGUUCAACCAAACAGUCGUGGACACCGGCAUCUGGCCUGGUCAAAUCGGGCUGUGCGACACAAAGCAAGAGGGGGGCUUCGGCUGCCUCAACGUGUCGAUAGAGGCAGUCCUCUCACUCAACAACUAUUUCCAAACCUUGCUGGCCACGGACGCGACGCCAAUGAACGACACCGCCGGCCUGGGCCCAAAUGCACUCCACAACGAGGGCGGGUUGAUCGACGGUCGAUUCGUUCCAACCGCUCUCGCAGGCAUAUGGACGGACGCCAAGCAGGAUCUGCAAGCGACGUUCGAGGCUCUGGCACUGAGUGUAACCAACGCUAUAAGGUCUUCCGCGAUGGGCACUCAGGACACUGCGUCGACCGUGACGGGGAGCACGGAGGGGACUAUUGGCAGGACACAGACCCUAUUCGACAUGCAGUGGCAGUGGAUGGCGCUGCACUGCACGGUUUUCGUCCUUGCCAUUGUCUUUCUAUUGCUCACUGUGACGCACCCUGGGCGGAACAGGGCGCCGCUGUGGAAGAGCAGUGCUCUUGCCAUCUUGGCAUGCGGUGCGAAUGCUGCAGAGGUCUUGGAUGGUGCGGAGACGAUGCCGCAGAUUCGCGAUAGGGCGAAGAAGGGCGAGGUUGUGCUGUUCGACGGGACCGUUGCGGGACAGGAGAGGGAACAUGAUGUUGAUCAGAAGCUUUUAGGGUCGGGCGCGGUAAAGCCUUGA
Molecule: messenger RNA, 1956 nt
Organism: Phaeoacremonium minimum UCRPA7
Lineage: Eukaryota; Fungi; Ascomycota; Sordariomycetes; Togniniales; Togniniaceae
Exons: 2
Coding region: 1-1956 (651 amino acids)
Source: RefSeq, a predicted model, not a curated record